Molecule: messenger RNA, 615 nt
Organism: Phytophthora sojae
Lineage: Eukaryota; Oomycota; Peronosporomycetes; Peronosporales; Peronosporaceae
Exons: 4
Coding region: 1-615 (204 amino acids)
Source: RefSeq, a predicted model, not a curated record
AUGGCAGCUAUUUGGUUACGCAUAAUUAUGACUUUGUUCUACAACGCGCAUCAAUCUGACAGGCUUUUCAAGUACAAGCAAAGUCUCCCCAGCUUCGCUUCUUUUUGUCGAGAUGCCGCCCGAAGUCUUGGCCAGCGCUCGCGGCCAAAACAAAACGCAGCAAUUCCAAAACGAGAGCAUUUCAAGACGGAUCCUGACUGGAUUCGUCUUCGGUUGUCAAAGCGGUUCAAGCACCAAGUCAUUCGCAUUGAAGGCGAAGCCCAGAACUGUUGCGUUUUGUGUUGCCAGAUCAGCCAUGAUGUUGAGAACGUUGGUCACACUCGAAAAGGCUUCAUAACACGCUUCCAGUGCAGCGACUGCAAAGUAGCUCUUUGUCAGGUGGCUCGAUGGAAUGGUGAGACUUCGUGCCUCGAGAAGUUCCACUCGGACAAAGAGCUCCCCGACCCGUGCAAAGGACCCGAGCAGGUGAUCUCAACUCAAGUGCACACCAACCGAGCUCCGCCGCCAUCGCGCAAGCGGCAGCACUCAAUUGAAAUCCCGAAUCGACGUGCAAGCAGUACUCGCCUGGAGAUCAAGGAACGCAGGCGAUCGCUGCGUUUGAGAGAGCUGCAAUGA